AUGGCAGGGAGGAAUGAUGCUGCUCUUGCUGCUGCUAUGCAAGCUAUGACGCAGACAUUUCGGAGCAACAAGCCGCCUACGUAUGAGGGAGGUAUCCUAGAUCCUGAGGCUCCACAAAAAUGGAUGAAAGCUAUUGAAAAGAUCUUCAGGACCAUGGGGUGCAGUGAUGCUCAGAAGGUAGCUUUUGGUACUCAUAUGCUGGAAGGAGAGGUUGAAGCCUGGUGGGACAACAGUCGUCAGAGGCUGGAAACUGCAGAAGACAUUCACAGUGCAAAGGAGGUCGAAUUUUUGGAGCUGAAACAGGGUAGCCUGACUGUUGCUGAGUAUGCUGCACGAUUUGAAGAGUUAGUACAGUAUUGGGCCCAUUACAAUACUGAAGAGGCUAUGACUUCAAAGUGCUUGAAGUUUGAGAAUGGGUUGCGUCCCGAGAUCAAACAGGGUAUCGCUUGUCAGAAGAUAAGAAAUUAUCCAGAAUUGUUGAGCAGAAGCAAAAUCUAUGACAAUGAUAACAGGGCUAGGAUUUCUCACUACAAAGCUGCGAAUGAGCGAAAGGGUAAGCAUAGGUUUGGAGGUACACCGUAUAGUGCUCCAGCUGACAAGGGAAAACAGAAAGCUUCUAAAAGUAAUAAGCCAAGUGGGGGAUGGGCAAUUCCCAAUCCUACGAAGUGCUUCAGAUGUGGGGGUACGGGUCACCGUGCUAAUGAUUGUACAGUUGAAGCGAAGAAAUGCUUUAAGUGCGGAAGACCAGGACAUGUUAUAGCUGAUUGCAGGUCCACUAUGCCUACCUGUUAUAACUGUGGAGAAAAGGGUCAUAUCAGCACUCACUGUGAGAAGCCGAAGAAGUCACAGGCUGGUGGGAAGGUGUUUGCAUUGGUGGUAACCCAAUCCACCAGUGGUGAUCGUUCGAUCAAAGGUACUUGUUUUAUUAAUGGUGUUCUGCUGAUUGCUAUUAUUGAUACGGGUGCAACCCACUCGUUUAUUUCUGUGGAUUGUGUGACGAGGUUAGGAAUAAUUCCAUAUACUUUGGAUCGGAGGAUGACAAUUGAAACUCCGUCUAUUGGUUCUGUAGUUACUUCUUUAGUCUGUUUGAAUUGUCCCUUGACUAUCUUUAAUAGGGAUUUCGGAGUGGAUCUGAUUUGUUUACCACUCAGUAAUUUGUACGUUAUCUUGGGGAUGGACUGGUUGGAGUCCAAUCGGGUGUACAUUGACUGCUUUAGGAAGAGGCUGUUAUUCCUUACUCCUGAAGAGGAAGCAUUGGCUAAUUCCUUAUCUACCAAGGAGACGAAGAUCUUGCUGGAGAGUGAAGCUAAGAUGUUUGCUAUGUUCACUUCACUAUCGGCUGGGAGCAAAGUAGCAAUUGAAGAGAUACCAGUGGUGAAUGAAUUUCUUGAAGUGUUUCCUGAUGAUAUUACUGAGUUACCUCCGAAGAGGGAAGUCGAAUUUAAUAUUGAUCUUGUUCCUGGUACUCGACCUAUUUAUAUGGUGCCGUACUGGAUGUCGGUAUCAGAGUUGGCAGAGUUGAAGGCUCAAAUAGGUGAGCUGAUGGAUAAGAAAUUUAUUAGGCCGAGCGUGUCGCCGUGGGGAGCUCCAGUGUUAUUGGUGAAGAAGGAGGAUGGUAGUAUGCGUCUGUGUAUUGAUUACCGUCAAUUGAAUAAAGUGACCAUUAAGAAUAAGUAUCCGCUUUCUAGGAUUGAUGACUUAAUGGAUCAGCUUGUCGGUGCCCGUGUGUUCUGUAAAAUUGAUUUGAGGUCGGGUUACCAUCAGAUUAGAGUGAAGGAAGGGGAUAUCCAGAAAACCGCCUUUAGGACUCGUUACGGACAUUACGAAUAUGCAGUGAUGCCUUUCGGAGUGUCUAAUGCGCCAGGUGUGUUUAUGGAGUACAUGAACCGCAUUUUCCAUUCUUACAUGGAUAAGUUUAUUGUGGUAUUCAUCGAUGACAUAUUGAUUUAUUCUAAGUCAGAAGAGGAUCAUACGGAACACUUGCGAAUCGCGUUGCAGGUGUUGAAGGAUAAUAAAUUGUUUGCAAAGUUCUCGAAGUGUGAAUUUUGGAUGGAAACCGUGAGUUUCCUAGGACAUGUUAUUUCGGGUGAUGGUAUAGCAGUGGAUCCAUCUAAGAUAAGUGCAGUACUUCAGUGGGAACCUACAAAGACAGUAACGGAGAUUAGAAGCUUUUUGGGUUUGGCAGGUUACUACCGAAGAUUUAUUGAAGGGUUUUCUAAUUUGGCAUUAUCGUUGACUCAGCUGACUAGGAAGGAUCAAUCUUUUGUUUGGGAUGCAGUGUGUGAAGAAAGCUUCGAGGAGUUGAAAAGGAAAUUGACUUCAGCCCCAGUGUUAGUGUUGCCAAAUCCGAGGGAACCGUUUGUGGUAUACUGUGAUGCGUCUAAAAUGGGCUUAGGCGGGGUGUUAAUGCAAGAAUGA
Messenger RNA from Vicia villosa (hairy vetch), 2418 nucleotides. RefSeq lists its product as uncharacterized. Bases 1 to 2418 code for a protein of 805 amino acids. The transcript is spliced from 3 exons. The record is from RefSeq and is a predicted model, not a curated record. Gene Ontology annotation, molecular function: zinc ion binding; nucleic acid binding. Lineage: Eukaryota; Viridiplantae; Streptophyta; Magnoliopsida; Fabales; Fabaceae.